CUCAUCACUGUGACUGUUAACAUAUCAAAACCUCUCUCUCUCUCCCUUUCAUCAAACAGUCAUUCAAGAUGUCGUCCGAGUACUACACGGUGCCGUUCCAGCGAAUCACCUUCGGGAGCCAAGAAGAAAUACGCCAGCCCGGAGCAAUCAAAGCCGCCUUGGCUGAGUUCUUCAGUACCCUCAUCUUCGUCUUCGCCGGCUCCGGCUCUGGCAUGGCCUUCAGCAAACUCACCGGUGAUGGCCCCAACACCCCAUCCGGCCUCAUCGCCGCCGCUCUUGCUCACGGUUUGGGGCUCUUCGUGGCGGUUGCCGUCGGAGCUAACAUCUCCGGCGGCCACGUCAACCCUGCCGUCACCUUCGGCGCCUUCGUUGGCGGGAACAUCACCUUCUUCCGGGGGAUCCUUUACAUCAUUGCUCAGUUGCUUGGAUCAGUUGUCGCUUGCUUCCUUCUCAAGUUCUCCAGCGGCGGCUUGGCGGUUGGAGCAUUCACUUUGUCCAGCGGGGUGUCGGUAUGGAAUGCGUUUGUUCUUGAGAUAGUGUUGACUUUUGGACUGGUGUACACAGUGUACGCCACAGCCAUUGACCCGAAGAAGGGCAAUUUGGGAAUCAUAGCACCCAUCGCCAUUGGUUUUGUUGUUGGAGCCAACAUUCUGGUGGGUGGAGCCUUUGAUGGAGCAUCCAUGAACCCGGCUGUUUCAUUCGGACCUGCUGUUGUUAGCUGGACCUGGACUCACCACUGGGUUUACUGGGCUGGCCCAAUUGUCGGCGCCUUCAUUGCAGCUGCUGUCUAUGAAAUCUUCUUCAUCGAUCACUCUCACCAAGCCUUGCCCACCGCUGAAUACUAGUAGCUAGGCAUUUCUUCUAGCUACUAGUACUUAUUCAAUUUUUAUUCUUGUCGGUGGGUUUUGUUUUUUUUUUUUUUUGAAUUUAUUUUUCCUUCGUUCCACGUUCUUCUAAGAUUUAUAUGUUACUAUGUUUUCCUUAGUUGUGCAAUCAUGUAUUUGUCUCGUCAUAUGGUAAUGAUUCAAUGUGAACUAAGUUUUCGGUUUAAUUUGGAUAUUAAGCUCAUUUUGUCCUUCUCGAACACUCUGAUUAUUCGAAUGAAUAUUGGAAAGAUUGACAAGUGAAUAGGUGACACGCAAAUGCGAAAACCAAAUGCAAAAAUAUUGAGACAAUGAGACUACUAUUAUUCUUUGUUUUUUUUAAGAUAUUUUUCUUGUUUAGAAAUUGAUUGCGACCCGGGCCAUGUGGCAUUGAAUUGCUACAGAAGACGAGAAAGUUGAUGCGAUUGUGCAAAGAAAGAAUUUUGGUGGGGAUAUUCAAAGAUGGGUUAAAAUAGAUGGCAUUGUAAAGAAAAGC
Molecule: messenger RNA, 1359 nt
Organism: Oldenlandia corymbosa var. corymbosa
Lineage: Eukaryota; Viridiplantae; Streptophyta; Magnoliopsida; Gentianales; Rubiaceae
Source: the annotation of a GenBank genome assembly